This is a messenger RNA of Leptonychotes weddellii (Weddell seal), 617 nucleotides long. Lineage: Eukaryota; Metazoa; Chordata; Mammalia; Carnivora; Phocidae. The record is from RefSeq and is a predicted model, not a curated record.
CCCAACCGGCAGCGGGAAUUCUCCCUAGAGCCGUCGGAGCGUCGCACCUGCGGGGCUUUCGGAGGAGGCUGAAGGCGUGGGACGCCAUGGCCUUCGCCUUGCCCGGAGUCACGUUGCCCGCUGUCGUCGAGGAGCUCCUGAGCGAGAUGGCCGCGGCGGUGCAGGAGAACGCGCGAAUUCCUGAUGAGCAUCUGUCAUCGCUGAAGUUCAUCUUCGGCUCAUCAGCCAUCCAGGCCUUGGACCUCGUGGACCGACAGUCCAUCACCUUAAUCUCAUCGCCCAGUGGGAGGCGUGUUUACCAGGAAACUGAGAUGCAGAAACGUAAACUCACAUCUGGCAGUUAGGAUUUCUAACUGCUGUCCCACACUGCCUCUCUAUAAACAGUGGGCCACACUGCAACCCAUUCCCACUCCCCCGCACCCCAAUGUAGCUAUAUGAGACAAGGGUAAGUGCCAUGGGAUUGAGGGAGGGGAAUCUUGUGAAUGAAAUAAAAAUACUGGCAAUGUUCUCCCAAAAUUUUGAGUCUGGGGGCACCUGGGUGGCUCAGUCGGUAGAGGGCAUGACUCCUGAUCUCGAGGCCCAAGUUGGAUGUAGAGAUUACUUGAAAAUAAAAUCUU